CUUGCAUGUGUGGCUCUGAGUGUCUGCGCUAUAUAAGGAGUCUGAGGCAGCUCAUAGGAACUCUGGAAAAAAUGAGGAUAACAGCCUAGACAACGUCCCUGCUAUAAGGUGUCUGGUGCAAUAUAUUCCACAGCACUACAUUAGCAUAUGGUCAAAGCAAGAAGCUGCAAACUAGGAGUCCUAAAUUCAAGCCCGAAAACGGACAUGACAGAGUACUAGACGUGUACUGCUCUUAUCAGUAUAUAAUCUUUGUCCUACUCUCACUCAUUUGAGUCUGCUCAACAAGGAGAGAUCUUCCUGCCAAUGCACUUUAUCCCAUUAUACAAGACUGACCUGUACAUUAUUUUCUUGGGACUGAUGAUGUUUCUUGAAAAAGAAUGUACGAGGAAGGAUAUAUGAACAGUACCCAGUUACUUGAACAUUAUGAGACUGAGCAAGAAACUACAACGGCCCAUAAGCCUGCACCGCAAUGGUCUUAUUCCACUGGAAAAUUUAAAAAUGGAGCUGUUGGGCUGUGCAAUAUUGGGGAGGCAGGGAGCUUAAAUCCCUUGCUACAGACCCUCUAUAUGAACAGGAAAUUUACAGACAUAUUAAAUAGCAUGGGGGAAAGAGAAAACUCAGAACUUCCAGAUAGAAGAUUUCCAUAUGAGUUGCUUGCCCUGUUUGAAGAAAUGCACAAUAGCAAGGAAGAUGCUGUUCCUCCAUACCGUCUCCUGCGCUGUUUACAGAUUCUGGAUGUGAGAUUAUUUGGACGGUAUGACAUAGCAGAUCUGUUCUUCACUCUAUGGAACCUGCUCCUGCAACAGUUGCCUCAGCCACAUCUGGUAGAAAAGAUGAGAACCCUGUACACCAUUAAACUGCAGAACUUUUUUACCUGUCGGAAAUGUUCAUAUCAAAGAUUCACAGAUAGUGACGUUGUAGCUGUUCCUAUUCCGGUAUCUGCCUCUGUGCGUCAUGAGAAGUUGCCUUUGGAACGUGCCCUCCGGAGGUUCUUUAAGAAAAAAGAGCUGAGUGGAGAGAACAAGCCUUUCUGCACUAAAUGUGAAGAGAACACCCCCUGCCUGAAGGGUGUACGGCUCCUCUCAUUACCGACAACACUCACAAUCAGUCUGAAACGACUCCAUAGAUCCUCACAAACUCACAAAAUAAACAGAGCCGUGUCCUUCCCCCCUCAACUAGACCUGAGUGAGGUGCUGGAUCCGGACCACCUGCCGGAAGAAGAGCUGUUACUGGGGCAGUAUAAAUACCAUCUGUUUGCUGUGGUGGCACAUUCUGGGACUGCCAGUUUUGGACACUAUUGUGCUUAUAUCAACAGCACAAAGGAUAAUAAGUGGUAUUGCUUUAAUGACUCCAGCGUGUGUAAGGUGUCCUGGGAUGAUGUAAAAUGUACAUAUGGAAACACUUCAUUUCACUGGUUGAACUCGAUGGACUUCGGUCUUUUAUCAACCUCAUCUACUAUGGGUAUAACGGCUUGCCUCUUGGUGUACGUAAAAUCAGACAUGACGUAGAAGCACCGAAGUUGGUCCUGUUGUUUCGCACAAAAUCAGACAUUAAGUGGAUACUGCCAUAGGAAUUGUACUGUAACAAACUGUUGACAAAUUUCAGAUACCUGCGUGCUGCCAAACACCUUGCCUCACCUGCAUUGGAAGAACAGGAAAAGUCCCAUUGUUAAUGUUAUAUAAGUGAUUUUUUGUUUCAUCUAAGAGCUGGUAUUUAUGAAAGGUUCUCUAUUUAUUUAUAACCAGUGCUUUGGGAAUCAAUUCAUCAAUGAACCUUUAAAUAGAAGAAAAAUAUUAAAAUGAACAUGCUAAAUGGAAACGCAAAUAUUGCAUGCUCUAAACUGUUCGAGCAUUCUUUUCUUUAAUGAUUUGAGCUUACUAUGGGCCAGAUUACAUGUGGCAAGCUAAGAAUAGCGCGUACUGUGAUACGCAAUAUUGCGCCUGGACCACGCUUACAUCAGCGCAGCUUAAUAUUACAAAUCAAUGGUAAAUUGCAUUUACCAGAGAAGGUAUUAGCAUGGCUGGCAUCGCUCUAGUACAACCUAUACUUUCAAUGGAAAUCGCCAAUCAUUCUAACAUGCGCUCCUAUUACAAGUUGAAAGUUAUAGAUUACGAUUGAGUGAAAGCUGAAACUGCUCUACAAUAUUUAGCGUGACUUGAGUCCUGAAGUAAAGAGUAAGGGUUAAACACAAAACAUUUUAAAAACAUAUUAAAAUAAACUAUUCUACUCAUACAUACACUUUUUAAGAAGUCUUUUGGCAGAGAGGCAUUAGCACGGUCGCAAUAUCUGAAGUCCUGACGUUAGCACGCCUGUGCCUUUCGUUCAGACGCUACCUUUUUACUUUCAAUUUGUAAUAUGUGCACUAAUGUGGAGAUUUUUGUACUUUGAGCAAAGUUAGUGCGCAAGCAGAAAAAAAGAAUUAGCGCGCCACUUGUAAUUCAGCCCUUAGUGUUUAGCCCAUGAACACAGCUGGUGAGCAAAUCAGAGAGGAGCAGUUUAGCAUUGUUGAUGAGGUUAGGCUGGGACACUCACUGAAAGGGGCUGAGAAAGCUCCCCCACUCCCCUGCAUAUGAAAGGGUCACUAGGCACUUUUGUUUGCAUAAUGAGAACGUUGUCUUCUUAUAUAUGAUAAAAAGUGAUCUUUUCUGUCCCUUUCCUUAAAAAAAAAAUGAAUCAGGACAGCAAGAUUCAAAACACAUUAAAAUGUGAAGAUGCAUAUGUAACAGAUUCUAAUUAUUAUUCUGUAUCUUUUUCAAAUAUUCUAGGUGUUUUUAAAUUCUAACAGAUUAUCUUUACUAUUAUUGUGCUUUAAAUUAGUUAUGAAAAAUAUUUAUAUUAAGAUUAGGAAAAUAUUAAACCCAUUUCUAAUAAUUGUUAUUUUAUAUGGUAUUUUUAGUAUACAUUUAGCAAUAUAUUUACAAAACUGCAGCACUACAGAAAAACAAAUCCAAUAUAUUCUGAAAAAAAGAUACUAGAGUAAAAAACAGCAGCAGAGGGUCACAUUAUUGUUUAGCAAAGUAUUAAUAGGUCUAUGUACUGAGGAAUGGAGUCCUGAAACCAUGAUUUACACCAGACAUGUGCAAGAAUGUGUUGUAGUUAUGAGUUUGCAAAACAAAUGAAUCAUUUUCACUCAUUUGUAUGGACAAAUAAAAAAGAAGCACAUUUCUCCUAUCUGUUAUCUUACUUGAUGUGCUCAGCUAGCUCCCAGUACUGCAUUGCUGCUCGUUCAACAAAGCAUACCACAAAAACAAAGCAAAAUUGAUCAUAGAAGUAAAUUGGAAAGUUGUUUUUUUUGUAAACUGUAUGCUGUAACGUCUAACUUACUGGUUUUCAGACCUGUCUUCAGGCGUCCCCAACACUCCAUGUUUACUAAUCAGCUGAUUAUUUCACCUGGGCUCUAGUUCAGAGCUUGCUAGAAAGGCCUGAGGACAAGUUUGAAAAACAGUGCUCUAUCUGAAUCAUUAAAGAAACAUUUUAGAUUUCAUGUCCCUUUAAAUGGAGAAAAAUAUUAUUCUAUUACUAAUUUGUUUAGUUAAUUUUGUUAAUAAACACAUUUCAGACAA
Molecule: messenger RNA, 3563 nt
Organism: Bombina bombina (fire-bellied toad)
Lineage: Eukaryota; Metazoa; Chordata; Amphibia; Anura; Bombinatoridae
Gene: USP18
Product: ubiquitin specific peptidase 18
Exons: 13
Coding region: 378-1508 (376 amino acids)
Biological process (GO): protein deubiquitination
Cellular component (GO): cytosol; nucleus
Molecular function (GO): cysteine-type deubiquitinase activity; cysteine-type endopeptidase activity
Source: RefSeq, a predicted model, not a curated record